Oncorhynchus nerka (sockeye salmon) is the source of this 4359-nucleotide messenger RNA. Its product is annotated as protein eva-1 homolog C-like. The record is from RefSeq and is a predicted model, not a curated record. Gene Ontology annotation, molecular function: carbohydrate binding. The transcript has 8 exons. Lineage: Eukaryota; Metazoa; Chordata; Actinopteri; Salmoniformes; Salmonidae. The coding region runs from base 480 to 1943 and encodes 487 amino acids.
UCCAUGAUGAGUCCUCUAUAUCUUGCCAAAAUGCCACGUGCGUCCACUUAUAUUAGUGCAUUCCUAACAACCUAAACAUUACAAAACGUAUAUUUGAUCAAAUAAGCGACACGUAGCAACUUAGCAAUUAUUUUUUUGUUGUUGAUCAAAUUCGACACUCUCUCGCUGACCUCCAAACCAAAAUUCCUCACUUCGCGGGCUUAUUUUCGUAGACAGAUUUAGUCUCCGUAAAACCUCUCGCUUCGUCUUUUCUUCUCUGAGAUGGGCCAGCCACUUUGGACACGCAGUUCGAAAUAGACGUUCCCUCGUGCGUCGCCGCUUGGCUUGAGCUGUCGCUCCUUCUCUUCCUCUCGGGGAUGGUGAGGUGAUUCGGAGCAUGAGCAAUGGGACUGAGCUGACACAGAACCUAAACCCCAAAGCAACGCUGGACUUUCAGAACGCGGAGAAGAAGACACUCGACAUUUCUCGCAGUUUCAAGGAUGUUCUUCCCAGAUGUGCCUCCACCCAUCAAUUAUGCACUCGUGUUGGGAAUAACGUGUCUGACGGUCUUCUGCAACUUCACCAAAGGUUCCUCUGAGUUUUCAGGUCACCUGUCCAACGUGUUGAGGAACUACACCGAGCAGGCGGGCGACGGCGACUUCCUGUCGGUCCACUGCCCGCCCCGCACCACCAUCGCUAUCCAAUCGGCUUUCUAUGACAGGAGUGGCCCCUUCCACCCCCAGCAGGGCUCGUCCUACCACAGACCCACCCUUUUAGGGACACUCCCACUGGAGGAUGACUUGCAUUGUUACAUGUCCACAGCACUACAGAAAAUGUUGGAUGAGUGCCAGGACAGGAGGAGCUGUAAGGUCCUUGUCAACAGUCGUCUCUUUGGGAUGGACCCGUGCCCCAGCAGCAGCAAACACCUCAUUGUGUGGUACAACUGCAGGCCUAAUGAGUAUAAGAGUCAGGUGGCGUGCGAGGAGGAGAGAAUGAAGCUGACCUGUAAACGGGGAAUGCAGAUCGCCGUCUACUCGGCCAUGUUCGGUCGAACCCAGCAGGGUACCCUGGAGUGUCCUACCCACCACAGGAGGGCGUCGUCCGUAGACUGCCAGUCGGGCGUGGCUCUCCAGGUGUUGACGACACGGUGUCAGGGGAAACAGAGCUGUUUCGUCCAAGCGUCCACGCAAGAGUUUGGGGACCCCUGCUACUCGGGCACCAGGAAAUAUCUCAGUGUCAUCUACGCAUGUGUCCCAAAGAAGUUGCUGCUGCAGGAGCCCAACCCCAGAGUGGCAGUGUACCCCCCGUCACCCAGUGCCCAUGACCCAAACGUGGUUGGAGACGGCGCCCUCCCUGAUGGGACCUCGGUCAUAACCUUGGAGUCUGUGCUCUCAGGAAAGAAGAAGCGAGGGAGGGAGUUUGGUUCCUACUCUGGGGAGGUGAAGACAAAUGAGGGAGGAGUGGAGGACAAAGCCCCCCGGCCGCCGGACAUGAACCCUGUGAUCAAUGCUACAACUGUCAGCACCGACAUGUCCCUUAUCAGUAGCUCACUGGCAGCCUUCAACUAUAUAGCAGACCACCCAGAGCGCGCGGCGCUCUACUUUGUGUGCGGCGUGUGCCUGGGCCUUCUCCUCACCCUGUUUGCUCUGGUGGUCCAGAUCUCGUGCCGCACCGACUGCCAGCCUCGCCGCCGCUGCCCCGGCACCACCACCAAGAACCGCCUGCGGCCCACCGACUCCUCAUCAGACUCCAGCGACUCAGACUCGGACUGGGAAACCACGUCGGAUCUAUCCGCGCGCCGCCACCGCCGCUUCGAGCGCACUCUCAACAUGAACGUGUUCACGUCUGCGGAAGAGCUGGAACGGGCACAGCGGCUGGAGGAGAGGGAGAGGAUCAUACGAGAGAUCUGGAUGAACGGUCAACCCGACAUACCCGGGACGCGUAGCCUCAACCGCUAUUAUUGAGGCAAGAACGUGAAUUAACCACUACUAGUUCUAGGUGAACCCGGGACGCGGAGCCUCAACCGCUAUUAUUGAGGCAAGAACGUGAAUUAACCACUACUAGUUCUAGGUGAACCCGGGAGGCGGAGCCUUAUUGAGGCAAGAACGUGAAUUAACCACUACUAGUUCUAGAAAGGGGGCUGUGAAGGUUGGAGUGCAGUACUUGAGAUGGGAUGUGUAGGACCAUAAAAACACACUAGGGUUUGGGGAUGGGGGGAAGGGACCCCACCACCGAACCUGGUUUGCGGAGGUGUGCAUGAUAACAGGACCACUUUGGACUGCGGGGGUUUGGAACCGCAUGAUGGAACACAGUGACGCUUGCAGACCAGGAAGGAUAAAUAUCCCCCUCUGUCUGUCAGUCAGUCUGUGUCCGUGUGGGCACUGUAAAGCAAAAAUAAAACUCUGUUAAUGCAGUGAGAAUAAGCUCCUACUUCUCAGCAUGGUAAGCUUGACCCGGAGCCUGCCUCUCAUUGGUGGAGGAUGAAGGUGAAAGGUCAGCUAACUGCACUGCCUCACAUUUUACCUCAUCGCACCCUCCUGAAGUGGAGGAUCUUGAGAUACUGAGACUGUGAAGCCUGAAAGGUCAAAGGUGACUUAAGGACAGUUGCCAAUGUUACUCCAGUGUUGCCUAGUGGAUAUUGAGAAUUGGGCAAAUCUGAAAGCGUGCAGCUUGCUUUAUGCUCACUCACCCUCCAGUAUUCAAAUGGUCGAAUGGCUUUAGGAGAGGCGUAACACUUACAGUUAAAAGGACAUCGUGACACUCAAAGUGAAACUUACAGCGUAACACUUACAGUAAAAUUGGACAGUGGGACAGUGGACCAACAACGUCACAAUCUUUAAGAGGAAAAUGACCAUGGUCAACCAUUUUUUAUUCUUCUCAAACAUUUUAUGAAAUCUAUUUUAUAUAAUAUUUAAUAGUUGUAUUGUUGUGUAUUUUUGUCUUUACGGUUAUUAUUAUGAGAUAUUUUUAUACUGCGGUUAUCAAAACGUGUCUGGCACCUCAGGGAUGCAAUCCUAGAGUCCAAAAUGGCACCCUAUUUCCUUUAUAGUGCUCUACUUUUGGCUAGAACCUUAUAAGGGUCUGGCAAAUCUCUGGCUAAAAUUAGUGCACAACAUAGGGAAUAGGGUGCAGUUUUUGAUGUAGCCCCUAGCGUUUCUGUGUAUGGUAGUUUCUAUUUGCUUCUUAAGAAGAGGAUUGGGGGCCGAAUUCAUUAAGCUUCUCAUUGUAGGAGUGCUGAUCUAGGAUCAGGUCCCCCAUCUCCAUGUAAUCUGAUUCAUUAUGAUAUAAAAGGCUAAACUGAUCCUAGAUCGGCACUCUUACUCUUGAGUCACUUCAUGAAUACAGUCGAUACUAUACAAUACUCCAGAUGUGUCAGCAUUUGAGCAAUUGGGCCAGUAACCGAAAGGUUGCUGCAUAGGAUCCCCGAGCUGACAAGGUACAAAUCUGUCGUUCUGCCCCUGAGCAAGGAAGUUAACCCACUGUUCCCCGGGCGCCGAAGAUGUGGAUGUUGAUUAUGGCAGCCCCCGCCCCCCCGCACCUCUCUGAUUCAGAGGGGUUGGGUUAAAUGCGGAAGACAUUUCAGUUGAAUGCAUUCAGUUGUACAUCUGACUAGGUAUCCCCCUUUCCCAUUUAUAAAAUAAAAAAACACCAUGUAAAACACCUCGAAGAGGUCAAGUGAUUUAAUAAGCUUAUUUUUUAUAUGUUUUAAUAUGCACAGUGCAGUGGCCUACCUGGCAACAAGGAUGUCUAUUGGUGGAGAAGGUAACCCAGUCAAGCUGUUAUAUUAGAAUCCAUCAAUCAAUUGCAAUCAUCUUUUUCUCACUUUGUCAAACAGGCUUGUGUGUGUGUUGUCCACAUGAAAAUGGCGAGGCUGGCCCUAGAUCAGUUUUGUCAUGCCAGUGGCCAUAGGACUUGUCAAGACAGCACAAAAAGAUCUAGGACCACAGGCAAGGAAAUGGCUACAGAACAAAAUCCUGUUAAUUUGCCUACCAGUGAAAGAGCUUCCUAAAUAUUACUGUGGUCAUCACUAAUAGGGUUAACCCUCACGGGACACUGUUGGGCUAUCUGUCACGUAUUAUUGUAAUGAUCAUGUUGUUAAUAAUAUAAGCUAUUAUCAAUACAGUUCAGUUGCACUGGGUGAACCGUAGGAAUCAUGGUUUAUCAAAAGAAGUUUGGGAUUUUCUUGCAUGAGAGGUGAAAUGAGAAGGCAGUGACGAAUCUUCACUCCAACUGCAAUCCAUUAUGUUUUUUUUUAUUGAAAAAGCUUGUGUUUCAGUUUGAAUGGGACAGAAAAUAUGCCAAUACAAUAGCUGGUAAGUGAGACCAAAAUAUGACUCCUGUGCUUGGAAUAAACUGUGUUGAAAACUGUGUUGGAAAUAA